This is a messenger RNA of Xenopus laevis (African clawed frog), 777 nucleotides long. RefSeq names its product serine protease inhibitor Kazal-type 1. NCBI's taxonomy places the organism in Eukaryota, Metazoa, Chordata, Amphibia, Anura, Pipidae. Bases 73 to 324 code for a protein of 83 amino acids. The record is from RefSeq and is a predicted model, not a curated record. The transcript has 4 exons.
CUUUCAGCUGCUUUCAGAUACUUGGAGUCUGUUUUCAUUACAGGUGUGAUUAAGUGAAGCUGCGUGGCAAACAUGAAACUCCUCACAAGCCUACUCCUUCUGGCAUUCUUUUUUUGCAUCUUUGCAGGAUGUAUAAAAGCUGUUCCAGAAUCUUCUAAUGGACGAGAGCCCAAAUGUGAAUCCCAUAUGCUAAAUGGCUGCCCAAGAAUCCGAAGCCCAGUGUGUGGCAGUGACAACAAUUCUUAUGAAAAUGAAUGCCUUCUCUGCUCAGAAAACUUGAAGAGGAACAUUCAUCUUCGUGUCGUCAAAGACGGAAGCUGCUAACGAGUGUUUCCCUCAUCAUUAAAGAUAAAUCUUAAUGAAUCUUCCAUCUUUGUGCUUUCCUAGUCAGUUCUAUCUGUACAAUAUGCCUUGACAAGCACCAAAUAAAUGUUCCUGCUCUACAUAUACAAUAUUACAGUAGUAAUUGUAGCUAUAUAUCAGGUCAUAUCCAAAUAAAAAAAUAACAUUUGCCUGGAUUUACACUUAGCCUUUUCAGAUAUCCCACAUUUAUUAUGCACCCCCCUGUUAUGCUGACCUUUGAAAGUAAUCACCAUCUGUGCACUUCUUUGGGACUACAUUGUCUUCCCCCCUCCGCCUUUCUCUGAUUUAUCUUUAAAAAGGAGGCAAAGGAGGUAAAAGGAGGCAUCUAGCUGAAUACAAUUCAGCAUGCAACAACUUGGGGUAGGUUUGUCCAAACUUUUGUUGCAGAAAAAUAAAACCCACUGCUUAAAGUUC